Molecule: messenger RNA, 3546 nt
Organism: Xyrauchen texanus (razorback sucker)
Lineage: Eukaryota; Metazoa; Chordata; Actinopteri; Cypriniformes; Catostomidae
Product: RNA-binding protein FXR1-like
Exons: 17
Coding region: 18-2033 (671 amino acids)
Biological process (GO): positive regulation of protein phosphorylation; regulation of alternative mRNA splicing, via spliceosome; regulation of filopodium assembly
Cellular component (GO): dendritic spine neck; presynapse; postsynaptic density
Molecular function (GO): mRNA 3'-UTR binding; protein homodimerization activity; translation regulator activity
Source: RefSeq, a predicted model, not a curated record
UCCCCCGCGCGCUCAACAUGGAGGAUCUGACGGUGGAGGUUCGUGGCUCCAAUGGAGCUUAUUACAAGGGUUUUGUCAAAGAUGUUCAUGAUGACUCGCUCUCCAUUUCAUUUGAAAAUGACUGGCAACCUGAAAGACAAGUCCCCUUCAGUGAUGUGCGGUUGCCACCUCCAGCUGAUGGCAAAAAGGAAAUCAAUGAAGGAGAAGAAGUGGAGAUAUACUCCAGAGCAAAUGAACAAGAGCCCUGUGGUUGGUGGCUUGCUCAAGUACGCAUGAUGAAAGGAGAUUUCUACGUGAUCGAGUAUGCUGCUUGUGACGCAACCUACAAUGAAAUAGUUACGUUUGAACGUCUCCGCCCAGUGAAUCGUAAUAAAGCUGUGACACAGAACACAUUCUUUAAGUGCACUGUUCCUGUCCCUGAAGAUCUCAGAGCAGCAUGCGAGAAUGAACACGCCCACAAGGAUUUCAAGAAGGCAGUUGGAGCCAUUCAGAUUGUAUACAGCCCAGAGCAAAGCCAUCUGUUUGUACUGUCCAUGAAUGAAUCCACAAUCAAGCGCGUCUCCUUGCUGAGCGACAUGCAUCUACGCAGCAUCCGCACAAAACUCUUGCUCAUGUCCAGGAACGAAGAGGCCACGAAACAUCUUGAGAGUACAAAGCAGCUGGCCUCAGCGUUUCAAGAGGAAUUCACUGUGAGGGAAGACCUCAUGGGUCUCGCCAUCGGAAGCCAUGGCAGUAACAUCCAGCAGGCCAGGAAGGUGACUGGAGUGACCGCCAUCGAACUGGACGAGGAGACAGGAACCUUCAGAAUUUACGGAGAGACUGUGGAGGCGGUACAGAAAGCAAGGAAUUAUCUCGAGUUUUUGGAAGAUUCUGUUCAGAUUCCUCGCAAUCUUGUCGGGAAGGUUAUUGGCAAAAAUGGUAAGGUUAUCCAGGAAAUUGUUGACAAAUCUGGUGUGGUACGAGUGCGUAUCGAAGGUGACAAUGACAACAAACUUCCCCGACAAGAGGGAAUGGUGCCGUUUACAUUUGUUGGAACAAAGGAGAGUAUUGGCAACGUACAAGUCUUACUUGAAUACCAUAUUGCUUACCUAAACGAGGUAGAACAGCUUUGUCUGGAGCGGCUGCAGAUUGACGAGCAGCUGCGUCAGAUCGGGAUGGGUUACAGGCCUGCCCCAAACCGACCAUUCGACAAGGACAAGGCCACUGAUGAGAGCGCGCCAAACACUCUCCAUACCAAUCGGUCGUACAGUGGCAGGGGCCGUGGCCGUGGCCGCCGGGGUCCUGGAUACACAUCUGGCUAUGGCACUAACUCUGAGCACUCGUAUGUCUCUGAGACUGACUCCGAGCGCAAAGAAGAGCUGAGCGACUGGUCCCUGGCUGGGGAGGAGCCGGAGCGUGCCCCCAGACAGCAGAGAGACAGCAGAAGGAGACCAGGAGAGGGGAGGGGGAGAGGGCGUGGAGAUCCUGGGAGCAGAGGUCGUGGCUCGGGACGAGGAGCAUCUAACUCUAUUAGCUCAGUUCUGAAAGAUCCCGAUGGAAACCCUUACAGUCUGUUGGACAACACUGAGACGGAUCAGACUGCAGACACGGACGGCAGUGAGUCCCAGAUGAACACAAACCGCCGCAGACGUUCUCGCCGCCGCCGCACCGAUGAAGACACCACAGUUAUGGAUGGCAUGAGCGAGUCCGACAACACCUCCCUCAGCGAGAACGGACUUGAUGAUGCUGAAGCUAAACCAGAGCGGCGCAAUCGUAGUCGCCGCCGCCGUUUUCGCCCUCCUGAGGAGAGGCAGCCAGUAACUGUGGCUGACUACAUAUCACGUGCUGAAUCUCAAAGCAGACAGAGAACCCUGAGAGAUCUGAAGAUGAACAAAAAGGAGAUGGGUCAAGUGGAGUUCAUAUCGGAGCACAGUCCCACUGAAGCUGUGAGCAACGGCCCCAGUACCAAAGCAGACGAUCAGAAUAAAUCUUCACAAGCUUCUGCUGAGAAGGUGCCCAAAACCAACCAAGCCGUUGUCAAUGGAAUCUCCUAAUUAGUUCAGUGUUUUUCUUGAAAACUCAUAACCUUUACAAUUUUACAAUAGUGCUUGUACAAGCUUGCCAAAGAUAGACGUAUGGACUUCCACAUUCUCGAUUGCACUUUUUGGUUCCUUCACAAUGGAACAGAUUGGAGAAUUACGGUGAAAGAAAACAAAAACAUUGAGACAAAAAAAAAAAAAACAUUAAAUCACUCCUAAGUAUGUUCUUGAUCUGAUGUUGUGCCUUCAGAGCAGAGUUUCAACAUUUAUGUUGGCUGGCUGUAGACGAAACAAAAGAACGUGUCUGAAAUGGCGAUUAACAGAAAAACUCCCAGACAUCUUAGCUGCUUUGUUACGUUUUAAUAUGCAACCACUUCUUCACGUUGGGAAGGGGUUAUGGGGAAAGGAUGUUUUGCACUGAAUAGUCAGUUCUUGACCUUUAGAAAUGAUGUUAGUCUGGAAACUGGUCUGCUAACUUUGUCCAUUUUAAAUGCUGUACUGUAUGUCACACUUCCUUUAAGAACCUGAGCGAUUGAAUUGGGUUUUCAUCCUUUGCCUGAUGGGUUGUAACGGUGGUAAAGACAGUUUCGUGAAAGGAACCUUUUUUUAAUUUAUUUUAAUAUGUACAGUAUUUAAAGUUAACUUUGCAGUUAUUUUUAACACUAAACUGCCGGAACUUAUUAGCACGCAAGUGACAAUUUGGACUACUGAAAGAUCAAUUUCCAGAUUUUCUGUUCUGUAAACUACGUUUGUUAGUCCUUUGGUUUUUGUUGUUUUUUUUUUUUGUUUGUUUUUUUUUUAAAGAUCAUUCUGGUUGUUUGAUGUGCAAUAUGUUUUGUAUGCAGGUAGUUCAUAAAUAAACAUUUGAUCUUCCAGCCAAACCUUUAAAGUUGGUUUUCAGACUGUUUUAAAAUCAAUUCAGGGUUCCCACGUUCAGGGAAAUUUAAAAUGUCAGUUUCCAGGUCUGAAAAAGUCUUGGAAAUUAGUGUUAUCUUAAAAAGCCUUGGAUGUUUCUACUGGGUAUACUUUUUUAAAGUUAUGCUAUGCUCUAAAAUAUUUAAUUGUAAGUGUGAUCUCCAGAAAAUAAUUUUAAAAAAGCAAUUGGAAAAACACUUUGUUUGAAGUUAUUUGUUAAAACGUGUGGGAACCAUGUUGUUCCCUUUCUAAACAAAAGGGUUCUCAUGAUCAUGGAAAUAUCUGGGACUUUUUAAAUUGGGAUUUCUGUGCCUGGGGAAGUUAUGGAAAUUACUAAUAAUGUGUAUUUAAUGCUAUUUGUGAGUGAAAUCUAUCACAAAUGACCAGUGUUGGGUGUAAUCUGAUUACAAAGUAAUUUUUUCAGUAAUCUGAAAUUUUUUGGUAAUAGUGUAACAUUUUAAAUUCUUGUAAUCAGAUUACAGUUGCUGACUUUCAAUUAAGGUAAUUACUUGUACAUUACUUGGGUUACACAUAUUUCUAAAAUAAUAUUCAUGUACUGUAUAAAACAUUUAAAAAAUGAAUUCAUAUGUUCAUAAACGUCUGCCCAUCCAUA